UGCAUUUAUGCUUCUUAAAAUGGAAAACUGUGCUACUUAACUUUUUACCUGAUGUGACUAGCUUCCUACUUAUCAGUUUUUGCCUUGUUAAUAACUAGAAAACCUUUAUGCUAGUAUAUAGUAGGAUUAUUAAUUAGCUCUUGUUAGUUGGUAUUGUUGUUGUACAAGCGGGGGCCUCUCUCCUAGAGAUAUAAUUCUAGGUGCAGGUUCAUCAUAGUUUUAGUGCAAAUAUUUGCAUCAGAUGGAUGCAUGGAGUGUUCCUUUCUUCCUUAUAAAGCUAGCCUACUAUAUUGAAAUUGACACACUUUUGCAUGCAUGAUGAUGCAAAUUGUAGGCACGCCGAGGCUGCUGGCGGAUGCUUCUUCAGGGGCAAAGAAGAAAUCUUCAAGAAGAAGGUGCCCGAAGCUGAUGCCGCGGCAAGUGACUGAUGUUUACAUGUUGGGUCACGAUGAAAAUCAUUUGUUGUUGCAGAAAGUUAUAGGAGCAACAUUCCUGAUGGCGACGGGUACGUGAUGAAGUUCAUAAACAUAUGAUAAGAACUGAGAACUCAGAGAACUUCAAGGACAAGAUCAAUGUGGUGACCAGUGUUAUGGCGGCUGUGUAUGGUGGUGACCCCAGCCGCAGGACUCCCCAGGCCAUCUGCAUCUGCCCUACCAGGGAGAUUGCGCAGCAGGUGUUGAUGCAGGCAGAUAUGUUCCUGACCAAGCUGACCAGCAUGUGCAAGAGGAGCACGGAGAAGGGCUCUAUGUGGGUCACCAUGAAGCGAUGUGAGAGACCCCCUACCCUUACAGCUGGUUUGUGUGGUGUGGGUUGUAGAUUUGAUGGGUUCAACAACUCUGAUGUGAUGAGUUGUUCGAUGUGCGCAGUGUCAAUGAAGUGUCAGGCUAGGUUGAAGAAGAUGACGAGUAAGGGGGAGCCUGUUGAGUACCGGUGCCUGGUCUGCGCCACCGAUGGCAAGAGGAACAUCUCCACCUCGGUGUUAUUCACUUUCUCUCUGCUGCUGGUUCGGCAUUAUGUCUGCUGGAUGUGUUUUGCCUUAAUUCUGUGCCUGAUGGUAAUCAGGUUGCCGUUAUUUAGCCCCCUUGUGUGCUAUGAUUUGAAUUAUAGAUCAAACAUUUGCAUAUUUCCUUCGUGUAUCUGCUGUAUGAACUGAAACAACUCCAGUUUGCACACAUGCUAAAUAGAAUUUUUGUUGGUUGUUACUUCCAAUUGAGGACUGUUUGUUGGUGUUGAGAAAUCGAUAGGUAGGUUGGUAAAUAUAAUGGAAGAACUUAUAUUAGAUUUUCGUUGGUUUCAGAAUGUCUGUUUCAUGGUCUUUUCUGAUAAUGGAAGAACUUAUAUUAAUCUGUUGGUUGUUGGUUUCUAUGUACUCCCUCCUUAAUUCAAAGCCAACACACUUAUUUUUGAUCGGAGGGAGUACAUGCUUGUAAUAGCCUUGAACUAGUAAGAACAUUUUAGUCACUCCAUGCUAGUUAGUGUUAGUCACUCCAUGAACACAUACUGGUUAGUGUUAGUCAUACUAUUUAUGUACAUCUCAUUUGCUGUCAAUUCUUGCUUAUAAGUUAUUGGAUCCCUCAUUGGCUACUGUUUGAUGUUCUGUACAGAUUCUUAUUCUUAUAUGUUCAUUCUUGUUUUUUGCACAGGUGAAGUGCAAAUCCAAGUUUGAAGCUGUGAAGCAUAUCAACAAAGACUAGCAUAU
Messenger RNA from Triticum aestivum (bread wheat), 1699 nucleotides. RefSeq lists its product as uncharacterized. Gene Ontology annotation, molecular function: endoplasmic reticulum signal sequence receptor activity; 7S RNA binding. Bases 530 to 1153 code for a protein of 207 amino acids. The transcript is spliced from 3 exons. NCBI's taxonomy places the organism in Eukaryota, Viridiplantae, Streptophyta, Magnoliopsida, Poales, Poaceae. Gene Ontology annotation, cellular component: signal recognition particle, endoplasmic reticulum targeting. Gene Ontology annotation, biological process: SRP-dependent cotranslational protein targeting to membrane. The record is from RefSeq and is a predicted model, not a curated record.